GGCGCGCGUGCGCCGUGUGCGGCGGCGGCGGAGCGCGCGGUGGGUGGCGGCUCCGGAGGCGGCGGCGCUGCGGUCCGAGUCCCGGUGUUGUCCCGGCCUCAGAUAGUAGCCUCAUGAACAAUCGGUGACAUCAGAGCAACUGGCAGAGUUGAGGAAAAAAAAUGACCAUCUUGUGAACUUCUACAAAGAAUGCAAGUGAGCCUAGUGUGACCUUCAAUGUUUUUGUCUAUGAAACCUCCUUGAGAAGAUGGCUGACGUAAGCCUGAAGGAAGCGGCACUAAUAGUUGGUGUGGUGGCAGCCUGCUACUGGAACAGUCUCUUUUGUGGGUUUGUUUUUGAUGAUGUUUCAGCGAUUUUGGAUAAUAAAGAUUUGCAUCCUUCUACUCCAUUAAGAAAUCUGUUUCAGAAUGACUUUUGGGGCACUCCAAUGUCUGAGGAGAGGAGUCAUAAAUCUUAUCGUCCCCUUACAGUUCUAACAUUUCGCUUAAACUACUUGUUCAGCGAGUUAAAUGCAGUUUCUUACCACUUUCUAAAUCUGGUCUUUCAUGUGGUGGUUUGCAUUGUCUUCCUCAAAGUCUGUAAGCUCUUCCUGGACAACAGGAGCAGCGUCGUUGCAUCCUUGCUCUUUGCAGUGCACCCAAUACAUACUGAAGCGGUAACUGGAGUUGUGGGCAGAGCAGAGCUUUUAUCAUCUAUUUUUUUCCUAGCUGCUUUUUUGUCAUACACAAAGUCUAAAGGGCCAGAUAAUACCAUAGUGUGGACUCCAAUUGCAGUGACUGUAUUUCUAGUAGCUGUUGCAACACUGUGUAAAGAACAAGGAAUAACAGUGGUGGGGAUAUGCUGUGUGUAUGAAGUCUUCAUUGCUCAAGGGUACACCUUGCCAGCAUUAUUGGACACAGCUGUACAGAUUCUUCGAGGAAAGGGCAGUAUUCCUUUCUCUAUGCUCCAAACACUGUUGAAGCUCAUAGUCCUAAUGUUCAGUACACUCCUGCUUGUAGUUGUCAGAGUCCAGGUUAUCCAGUCUCAGCUUCCAGUGUUUACAAGGUUUGAUAACCCAGCUGCUGUUAGUCCAUCCCCAGCAAGACAGCUGACUUUCAACUACCUCCUCCCUGUAAAUGCUUGGCUUCUUCUCAAUCCUUCAGAAUUAUGCUGUGACUGGACAAUGGGAACUAUUCCUCUUGUGGAGUCUUUGUUAGAUGUUAGAAAUAUUGCCACCCUUACCUUCUUUUUCUUUCUGGGAUCUUUGAUGGUCUUCAGUCUCCGAUACCCUGGAGAUUCCUCCAAGACAGUAUUGAUGGCUCUCUGCUUAAUAGUGCUGCCAUUCAUUCCUGCGUCAAACCUGUUUUUUCCUGUUGGAUUCGUAGUAGCAGAGCGAGUGUUAUAUGUUCCUAGCAUGGGAUUCUGCAUUUUAGUAGCACAUGGAUGGAAGAAAUUAUCAAAUAAAAGUGUGCUAAGAAAAAUUUCUUGGGUUUGUUUGGCUGCGGUGCUAUUCACUCAUGCCUUAAAAACACUGCACAGAAACUGGGAUUGGGAGUCGGAGUACACUUUGUUUAUGUCUGCUUUAAAGGUAAAUAAGAACAAUGCAAAACUAUGGAACAAUGUGGGGCAUGCAUUAGAAAAUGAAAAAAAUUUUGAAAGAGCUCUGCAGUUUUUCAUACAGGCCACACAAGUGCAACCAGAUGAUAUUGGUGCCCACAUGAAUGUAGGAAGAACUUACAAGAACCUAAACAAAACAAAAGAAGCUGAAGAAUCAUAUAUGAUUGCUAAAUCAUUGAUGCCACAGAUUAUUCCAGGGAAAAAGUAUGCAGCAAGAGUUGCUCCUAACCAUCUAAAUGUUUAUAUCAAUCUUGCAAACUUAAUUCGAGCGAAUGAAUCUCGCCUCGAAGAAGCGGAUCAGUUAUAUCGACAAGCAAUAAGUAUGAGACCGGAUUUCAAGCAAGCUUACAUCAGCAGGGGAGAAUUACUUUUAAAAAUGAACAAACCUCUGAAAGCUAAGGAAGCUUACCUUAGAGCACUAGAACUAGACAGAACCAAUGCAGACCUGUGGUACAACUUGGCAAUUGUUUACAUUGAACUGAAAGAUCCAACAGAAGCCCUGAAGAAUUUCAACCGAGCUCUGGAACUUAACCCAACGCAUAAACUGGCGUUAUUCAACUCAGCGCUGCUAAUGCAAGAAUCUGGUGAUGCUCGACUUAGACCUGAAGCUAAACAAAGACUGCUACAUUAUGUGAAAGAAGAACCACAGGAUUCAAAUGGAUACUUUAAUUUGGGUAUGCUAGCAAUGGAUGACAAAAAAGAUCUGGAAGCAGAGGCAUGGAUGAAGAAAGCUAUAAGGUUACAACCAAACUUCCGAAGUGCUUUGUUCAAUUUGGCCCUGCUUUAUUCUCAGACAGGAAAAGAAUUGAUGGCUUUGCCUGUCUUGGAAGACCUACUGAGAUACUACCCUGAUCAUACCAAAGGUCUGAUUUUGAAAGGAGAUAUCCUUAUGAACCAAAAGAAGGAUAUUGUUGGAGCAAAAAUGUGUUUUGAAAAAAUUUUGGAACUGGAUCCCAACAAUGUACAAGGAAAACAUAAUCUUUGUGUGGUUUAUUUUGAAGAAAAAGAUUUAAUAAAGGCAGAAAAAUGUCUGGUUGAAACACUAGCACUGGCACCUCAUGAAGAGUAUAUUCAGCGUCAUCUAAACAUAGUUAGAAGUAAAAUUGCAUCACUUGGUGCUAUGGAACAGUCAUCACUUCCAUCAGAUGGGACUGCAGCUACAGAAGCAAAAAAAAAUUCAUUUCAGGAUUUGAAAGAAGCAAAAAGUGAGAAGAGAACCACCCAAUCAACAGUUGAUAAUAAAGAGCACUCAAAAAAUAAGAAACCAACAGAGAAAAGCAGUGUGGACAAAGAGACUCCCAAAAAAUCUACAAAAGAAAUCAAAGACAUUGAGAAAAAGAGAGUUGCUGCAUUGAAAAGACUAGAAGAAAUUGAACGUAUAUUAAAUGGUGAAUAGUCUUUACCAUGUCACAAAAGAAUAAGGGGAGAAUCCUAUUUUUAAUUAUUGUUUAAUUUGUGAGUCAACUGGAAAGCGUUCUCAGUGCUUUGAAAAUAGAAAUAAUGUUGACUGUAUAUCACUUAUCAAGCAGAAUAAAGCAUUACAAUGCUCUAUAUGAGAAAACCACAACUUUUAAAUAUGAUGGAGGGAUGGGUGGGAAUUGAAGGAUAAAGGGUUGAGAAAAAUCUUCAAUGCAGAAUCCUUAAUAAUGAGAAAAUAGCACUCAUAAAAGUCAUAGCACUCAUAAAAGUCAGGGAUAUUAAGUAAUGCUACUUUCAAAGAUUUAGUGGAAUAACUGAAUGGUGAAUUAGUGGGAUAAGCCAGGCACUCCUUCUUUACCCUAACAAAUCUGUUUGUAUUCUCAUUAUCUACAUUUCAGUUUAAACAUCAGCUGAAAUUUUUCUAGACCUCUGCUGUGCAAGAUAGACAGUUUUUCUUUGCAUUAUUUCCAGAACUUAACAAAGUCACCAAAACACCACUGGAUGUAGUAUAGGAGGAUGCAACAACACACGAAAAUUUUCAGUUGCAUUCUAAAUAUGGAAUGAUAUCUUAACUUUUAGAUGUUCUUUAUUUACAAUGCUAAUGUUUUAUACUCUUUUACCUGGUAAGAAGUCUUAUGGUGCUCUUAAAAUCUUUAGACUGCUUUUUUAUUUUAAAGGAAAUGUGUGGGGCUUCUUCAACUGUCAAUCAUCUGAUUGUUUUUAAAAAUUAUAUUAUAAAGGGUGGUUUCUUCCCCAGUUCAUUGAAUGCUGAUAAAUGCACUUUGGUACAGUAACCAGUAUGCUAUGCAGUAGUCCAUUUUGCUGACUUUAUAUCAAUGGCUGUGGAUUGACUCCUUGGUGUAGUAAAUUUUUCCUUGUUUAUAGCAAUCUGGUUUUACUAUUUCUGUCAUUGCAACAGUAUUUCUAGUCUCAUGACUUUUUACAACACUAAUAUAAGCAAUGUUUGCUCAAGGCAGUGCGAUAAUAAUUAAACCACUGAAUUUAGUCAUGUUUAACACAAGACAAUGUAGGUAGUGUCCUCUCAGAUACUAAGUUCUGUUGUUUUGAUACUUUGUCUUGGGUGUGUGGUUUUUAUUAAAUAUUUAUUUUGUCUACUAAAAAUACUCCCAUUUAUACUUUUUCACUAGUGCAUCAUUUUAAUUUCUUACACUAAACAAAAAUCUUUGCAAUUUCAGUAUUGCUUUUAUCCUUAUGCAAGGCAUAUAUUUUUGUUAAAAUAUGCUACCAAUUACCUAAACCUGAUGUUCUCCUUAAUUCUCAGAAAGAAAAGAAGUGGAAGAGCUGAGUUCACUCAGAAUUUUCACUGAUCAUUAAAUCUAACUCUUAUUCUUCAUGUUUUGUCUUAUUUCAUGAUGUGGAAGUAUUCUUUAACAAUUCUGCUGUUCAGACUUAAUCCUUUCUGUACCUGCUCAACUUUCUGCCUCAGGCAGUAAUCCAGCUGUAAGAUGUAAUAAUUAUCUCUGUGGGAGAUAUCUUAAAUGGGUAAAGGGCUUCCCUGCACAGGCCUUUUAUUUCUUACAUGUCAUUCUUAAUGCUAGCAAAACAAUUGCUUGCAUGGUAAUAACUGGGGUGGUGGGUGGGAGUAUGUUUUAAAAAACAUUAUUUACAAGCAGCUGACAGGAACAAGUAUAUGGUGUGCAGCUGUUCAUCAUACAAAAGAGUAUUUAAGUGCUGCUCUUAAAGAAGUGCUCACAGGAAUCUGUUGACCACACCUUGAAAAUCACUUGUCUGUGAAUAACUCAGAUACUUGCACCUAAAAUAGUGAGUACGUUGACUUCGUAAGAACUUUAAUUUGCAUAUUAAGUCUUCCUCCAAAUGUUUGUUUUACAAAAGGAUUAGCCAUUGUUCUGGGCAAGAUGAAGGAACAUUCAUUUGAAAAUGUCAGGAACUACAUAGUAUGAAAAAGUUUUCUGAUAGAGAAGGUCAGGAGUCUCCUCUCUUCUAUAUCAAUUGCCAUUGCAAUCUGUUGCCAUUGCCACACCAUUUUUAUUUGAUGUGUAAAUUGAAAAGGGGAGUCAAGACACAGUCUCAAUCUCUGCAUCUGAGCCUCUGUUAUGUCUCAUCUUGACCACCCAAGUAGCUCUUUAGGUACUAGCAAGAAGUGUUAGAUUUAUUGAUGCUAAGAAGUGCCAUCAGGUAAUCAUCAGACAAAUGUAAACUGAAUGUUGAUGGGUGUUUUCCAGUCUGUUCUCAAGUUCUAUUCCCCCUUUGUCUCUCUCAAAGGAAUGGUAAUAUUUUGACUAGCAAGUUGUAUUUAUCCUGUUAGGAUGGGUCAGCCAUUUUAAAUUUAGGCUUUCCCAAGAAAAAUGGUUCAUUAAGUUGAAGUGACGUAGAUUGUGAAAAGCUAUCAAAAUGGCAUUUACACAUAGGAAAACUAUCAAAAAGAGAGUAAUUUUGGCUUUUUCUGCUUGCAGGUAGAACAGAAUAAUCAACAGAUAUUUUUCCCCUUCCAGUUCAACAUAUCUUUUCUCUUCCUGCCAUCAUACGCAAAACAUAUCGCAAUUUCACUGAAAACACAGGAAGUAGGAAUUUCUAAGAGUGGGACAGGCAUACUAAAAUAAUUUGUAUCUAUUCAUACAGUGCAAUUACUGUGGUUGCUGAAAAAUUGCAUCCAUAUGCAAGAUUUUUCCCUUACACAUACAGCUGCAGUGUAAGCAUUUUAAGUGAUACACUUAUUUGUGCAUGUGAUUUGAGUGCAGACGCAUGCAUUUGUCAGAUUAUUUUUUUGAUCUUUUGCAGGUGAGUAUAUGCAUAGCUAGACUCAUAAGCAUGUGGAUUAAUUUGAUAUGAAUGCAUAUAGUUGGGACAUUCGGAUAUCUAGAGCUUGUACAGUUGCAGAGGAGCAACAAAAAAGUACUUUUUUUACACAAAAACUUUUUCCUUCACUUCCCCGAAUUCCUCCCAUGUCAAAUUAUGACAGCCUUACUCACAUGCCUUCUUCAGGGAUCUGGACCUUUGGGCUAAGAAUGCAGGCAUCUGUGCCUUCCUGAAGUUUCUUAUGGAAAGACUCACUGAAGAUCAAAACAAUUCAGGGAAGUUUUCAGCCUGUCCCAGUCUUGCAAACUUUGCAUUGCACAAAAGCUCCAGGAAAGAUCCUUGUUUGGGUGAGUGUACAUGGCUAGGCUUUUCCAUGCAAGUUCUAUAAUUCACUUCUGCCUGGCACAAUGUCUGGAAUUGCAGCAGAACCUGCUGUUCCAGGAAAGUCCUGCUUCACCUGCUGCUAUAUAACUAAAACUAUGCUUGGACUUUGAGCCUAGAAAUCCUGCUUUGCUUAGAAACCUUGAGAACGGAAAGGCUGUAAGACACCUUCCACCCAUCCUUUGCCUCAAUUCCUUUCCAUACAAAAAUACAACACUCUGUGCAGUGUUUCAUCUACAGGAAGAAGAACCUGUCCCCCAACCUCCAACAGAUCUUCUAAAAACAUAAGACAUUCCUUCUUGAAAUCAAAAUAACAUAGCUUAGUAUGUUACAAAUAUUGCAAUGCUACAUUUUGUUUUAAAUAAUCUUAGAUAUGGUAUUUUUAUAGCUCUGAGUGGCAGUGCAGUUAAUAUUCUUAGAAAAACUUUAAAACUGCUUUCUACAAUCUAGUGCCUAUCUACCAACUAGUGGUUCAGCAUGUGGGUUAUGUCCCUUGCAAACAGCCAGAGGAAAUCACAUAUAGAUAUUGACUAACAAAAAGCAAUAAUGACAAAAUCAAACCAGGAAAAGAAAAAAAAAAAAAAACACAAACAAACUAAUUGAACCUCAUGCAUUAUUAUCCUGGUUUGGGAACAACAUAAUAAACUGUAUAAUUCUCCUGGUCUAAGAAAUCAUCCCAGAAUCCCAGAAAACCAUUUAACCUUCUCUGCCAUGGUCAAAAUUUAAAAGAUUGCUGGAAAGAGAAUUGGAAUUUAUGGAUACCAUCUACUGUCACUAAGGAAUUCUGUUUAGGAUAAAAAUAAUACCAUGUUAUUACUCCAGCAUAAUGCAAACUUUUGUUAGCUGCUACAUCUUUAACAGUAUAAGAAAGACACUACCAAAAAAAAAAGGAGUAAAAAAUCCUUGUUCAGCUUGUUUCUUCACCAGUGCUUACAGAACUGUAAAUGUCUUUUGCUAAAUACUUACACAGAGGCAAUAACAUUAAAGCAAAUUUAGGGGUUACCUUCUUGCAUGGGUGAGUUCAGUCUUCUAUGGUUAUGGACAGAAACAAAUUAAAAGCUUGGCUUGAGGUGUUGCAUGCAAGACUACACUUGGCAUUGAGGAAAAAAUGUAUGUAUACUUUCUGAAAUUCUAGUUACUCAUAGAUCACUAUAGCAGGCAAUUUGGUAUAUUUGAUGCAGUUUUGGAGUGUGAUACAACUUAGAAGAUUUAUAUGAGGCUCUGAAUUCUGUAACUGUAGUGAAUUUGAAGCCUUGAAGGACUCCAUGUAGUACUCUAUGCAUUGGAAUAAAGCAUGUAGUUCAGAUAUCCUACCCCUAUUUAGCACAUAUAUUUGUUCCUUGCAUGUAAUUAUCAGGGUAUUGUCUUUUUAAAUAGGCAUGACAAGGUAUUUUUAAUUGCAUGAGUAUUCAUCUGCUCACAAUGAGAGUAGGUGGAAGAGGAAAAUACAACAAUUACAGGAUGUCUUACCAAAAGUAGAAGUCAUAAAUCUUGAUUUUUAAAAUACCAUCUAGAACAUGCACUCACCUUGAUUUCAUUUGCAGUUGUUAACCCAGCCCUACACUUUAGUUGUAUGUGAGCAUCAUUGGAGCAUGAUCUGUAGCACUGACUCCCCAGUACCGAGAGCUGGCAGGAGAUAGGGCAAUGGGAGCUGACAGACUGGGGGAUUAGUUGUUACCACUCCUCAGCCUCCAGCUGAAUAAGCAAAGUUUGCUUGUUUGUUUGGGUGCACUGCUCAUUUCAUGUACAGGAGUAUCAGAUAUUAUGGAUGAUUAUCUCAGUUUGCAGGAUACAGUAAUUUUUCUGUUGAUUAAAGAGCUUAAAGGGAGCUUCUGAGCCCCCUUUCUACCCCUUUAACAAAUUUUAAACAGGUCUGGAAUAUUGGGUUUUCUUCAACUCUAUGCAUAUAUUUUAUCAACUUUCCAGUAUAAAUAUGUGCAAACAAAUAAAAAGAAUGGAAAGGAAUGUGACAGCUUAAAUCUCAUGAAAUUCAAAUAUGGGGUGAAAACAUAAAAGAAGCUGAAUUCUGUACUUCUUCUUUAGACGUAUUUAUAUGAGAGGGUUUUCAUGAAGUUACAGUAUGAUGUGUAACACUGGCUACUAUUUGUAUAAGUCACACUAUAUUUCUUCGCUUACUUGGGUGAAUAUAGUCAAAGUUUUAGUACAAAUAUUUAGUAGGUUUAAAUUUACCAUUACAAGGAUAAUCCUUCAGAGGGUUUAACAGAUAUUGCAAAGGAGCUAAUUUGCAUGUUCAGGAAAAGGAAAAAUAAGCAUAAUUGAGUUUAGGGUGUUUUUUCCUUCUGAUCAGUAUGCAUGAAAAAUUAUGUAUUUAACCAAAAAAUAUUUAUUGAAUGAAGAUAAAAAGCACCACUGAAAUUACAAAGAUGCAUAAAGACUUUUCAAAGGUUUUCCAAUUAUCUGCAGUGGUUUAUCUUGUACUAAAAAGGAUCCUUCUUUCCACUGACUUCCUGUAUAUUUUGAUUAUUUUACUGACUGUAAGACCUCUUCCCCUAAGUAACAGCUUUUUAAAAAAUUCUGAGUAUAAAAUUGACUGAUGACCCUUCAGCUUACAAACACAAGACGUACUGUGACUAGAAAAAGAGAAAAACGCAUAAAACAGCAACUGAAAUGCAAGAGGGCAAAUGGGGGAGUUUAAAAAUUAAUAACAAAAAAACAAACACUGUUACCUAUUGUAAAUGCAGGUGAACCUGGUGAGAAGACAUGAUGAUGUCUGACUCUAGCUCAGAAGGUUGAAUGAUUUCUUUAUUAUAACUAUACUAUAAUACAGUAAUAUACUAUUUAAAGGAGACACUAAAACUACAUCCUAACUACUAUAUCUAAACUAACAACUUGUGACCCUCUCACGCGAGUCCAGACACAGGUGGAUUGGAUUGGCCAUCAGGCUUAAACAAUCCUCACUAGAAUCUAAUCAAGCAAUCACCUCAGGUAAACCAUUUUCUAACACAUUCUACAUGGGAAAAACAAGGAGCAGAAAUAUAAAUUGUUUUCGCUUUCUUCUCUCUGUUCUUCUCUAUGAAAAAAUCUUGAGAGAGAGAAGAAUGUGCCACAGUCACAGUUAUCUUAGGCUGUUUUGUGUCUGGGUGUCUCAAGAGCCUUCUGGCUUAUGAGGAAAUAAAGCAAACUUUUAACUCAUCACUUACUGGCAAUCUCAGCAUCAGAGUCUAAAAGCUGUGUCAUCGGGCUGUUUUUAGUAUUUAUGCUGCUCUUUCUUCAGCUCUAGAUGAACCAACAUAAAGGGAUUGGAACUGAGAUUGAAUUUCAGCAGCACAGUCUCUGUAUUGUUUUUGAUGUCUUUAUGUUCUCUUUCCUUUGUUCUCUUGUCUUUUUAUUGUUUCUGUGGCAGUGAUACUUUCUCACACUGCCGGUGUUCCAGGACAGGGGGCUGAAAAGAGGAGGUAACUGAAGGACUAAAGUGUUUAUAUAUAACUAAUAAGAAUCUCCAGUGUUCUGCUCUUUGCUUUUGCUUAAAUACAUAUGAAUAUAUGUAUUUAUAUAUGUAUAUCAAUUGCAUGUGUAAGUCUUUGCUAAAAAGGUGGAACACAAUUAUUUCAACAUUCACUAUGAAAAGUGCUAAUUUUGCUUUAUUAUUCAAAACUUUCAUUAUUUUUCUUGGAACAGCAAGGUAGAAAAAUACCUACAGGGACUGAUGACCAAGUAACUGCUUUGGGUUAUUAUCAGUUGUGGGGCAGCUACAUAAAUCACACAAAUGAUCAGCUGAAAGCAGUGACAUAAAUAAAUCAGUAUAGUUGUAUAAUAUAUAGAGCAUAACACCGUGUGGCUGAUUUUUGCUGUUGUGUAUUGUGAUUCAAUUUCUUUUGUUCGUGAUCUGGCAGGGUUUUGAGAAGGUGGGAGUUUCUACUUCCAAGGGCAGCAGCUGUUCAAACUGUUGUUAUCUGCUGUUCAUUUCCACUUCAGAGGUAAAUCCUGCUAUUUUUGUAAUUCUUGGUAAGUAUCUCGUUAAAAUGUGAAACAGAGGGUUCAUUCAACAGGCUAAACUAGAACACGAUUUGCAGAAGAUCGUGAUUGUAUCACUCUACAGAUGAGGACAAAAUUAGAUACAAUUGUUCUGUGUUUCUGUCCUGAAUUCACCUAUUUUGAAUGUUUUCUUCAUAGUCCUGCCAGCAACUUUUGUAUACCUUAGGCAAGUAACUAUAAAUCUUAAGCAGCAAUCCAACCCAUGUUCUGUAAGUGACAGGAUAAAUUGCAGUGCUCUAAAUAACACCACUGUAAGAUGUGGCCUCUGACCUGAGAAACUUAUCAUCAUGGAAGAAUGUGAUGAUCUAAACCAGGAAAUAAAUAAAAAUGGCAUUUUCAUUAUAUAUUUGGGACUAGAAAAAUCUAGGGUCUUACAAAGCUUCUUAAGUCUACUGAAAAAUAAGUCUUCAUGGUAUUUUUUAUUAAUUUUCCUCCAAGCCUGUGAUUUUCUUCUGAAGAAUUUAUUGCUUUUAUUCAACUGCAUAACUAAAGAGAAAAUACUAAUUUACUUUUAAAUGUUACAGUCGAUUUCCAUAUCAAUUUUUUUUAGUUUUAAUUCAAGAUGAUUAUGCAUAGAUCCUGAAGCUCAUCUACAUACAAUAGGACCAAAUAGUGAGACUGCUGUGAAGACCAUAUUUGGAAUAUUGCAGGUACAACAUGACUGGAAAGGCUUAAGUGGAGUAAUAAAAAAAUUAAUAAGAUUUUUGUGCACAAAGGUACCACCAGUGAGUCAAGACAUGUAUACUCCACAGAUUACUGGAUGCUUGAGUAAACCCUGGAUUAAAAUAACUUCCAACUUGCUGUACACUUUUUCUAAGCAUUUGCUUUCAGAUACUGAAAGUGGGUUACAGACUGGUUUCAUUUGGUGUGGCUGUCUGAGAAGGAAUUCUGCAGGGGGAAGGAAUUAUCCAAGGGGGCAGGGGCUGUGGCAUGUGAUGUGUAAAGAGAGGCUGAAGCAGCUGAUUCAUUUUUGCCUCAAGAGACAGAAUUUACAGGGGUUUCUUACUGCCAUCUUCAACUCUUGAAGGUAUUUGCACAGAAGCAGAUAAUUUGAAAGGUAAUGAACACUAGCUGCAGCAAGGGUAGUUCUAAAUAAAUGCAAGAAAAUAAUUGUUCUCAGCAUUCCCAUUUGCAGAUGAUCCUGCUGUUCAGAGGCUCAUCACCCCCCUGGCAUAUUGCCUUCUUCAGGCUCCUCAGCAGUCAUGCCCUGGUAAGGACAGCACUGUGCUGGCCAACCACUUCAGCAGAGCCAGAGUAAGACAUUUUGCCUGACAAAUACCACUGGGGCUAACAGCAACUAAAUUAAUGCAGAGGCAUUGCAAUGUCAUGCAUUACUUAUGUAAGGAUUUUCCAGAGAAGAAUCAUGCAACUUACAGUACAGGUGAACAGGAAGUGACUCACUAUUUCUCUUAAUAGCAGGCUGAAUGACUUAAAAGGAUGACACUUUUGCUGGUAAAAAAUAAUAUCUUUACAGGACACAAUUAAAUUUUGUUGUUUGUUGCAAGAUGUUAGAUGUCACCUAACCAUUUGGAAGUAGAAAGAGUCAGGGAUUCCAUAAAGCUAAAUGGCCUUAGGUCUGACCUGUGCCAUAAAAAACAUUAUUCUUAACUUCAAAAUCAUUAGAGAAAAAAAGUAGAAAUCUUUUACUUGGAGUAACAUAGAAUGAACAAUUAUCUAUUGUAACCCAACCUUGGCUACAUCAAUAUAAAUGAAGGUCUUGCCUGUAAUGUUUUUGGCCAGAGAAAUGUUUGGAAACUUUGACUUUGCAGGUACAGAGUGGGGAAAAAUACAGAGGAUUUGAUAAGACCUGGAUAUUUGUAGGCAUACUGACCAGCCAUUUUUUAGUUAGGUUAUGAUUCUGCAGAAAGUAGCAUUAUUUUAAAUGAUUUCUGAUAAGGAGUAGAAUGUUUUCAAGAUUAUGACUGUAAAAAAAUCCCAGCAUAUCAAAACUGGGCUUUCAUGAAAAAAAUACCAAAAAAAGGAUUUCUUUAAAAUUAAAUUGAAUUAAAUGGCUGUAAUCCAUGUCCAGAUCUACAAAAGGCAGGUUUUAUGUACAGAUAUGCAGAAACAAUUCAGCAGACCACAGAAAAAGUGGAAGUAAAAUACUGUAAAGUUGUCAAUCUAUGUAAAUUGAAAUGCUAUUUUUUUGGUUGAUUUAACAGAUGAAUAAAACACCUGAUACAAUCUUCCUGAAAAUGAGCUCAGGAGGGACUAAUAGUUAAACUAUAAAUUGCAAGAAUUAAUGGAAUUAUUAGGAGAUGGAUAACAGCUUUCCAACAGGGAAAGACAGCUCUGCAAUAUCUGGUAGCACAGUAGUUGCUAGAGACAUUCCAAAAAUAUCUUGUCACUGAACUUCUUUAAUAAUGUCAGUCAUGACCGUGGUGGAAAUACAGUAAAAAUACUGAUUGUGUUUGUUGAUGGUACAAACAUGUAAGCAUUGUCAAUAUAGGAUAUGGUAUUGUAGAAAAAUCGCUUAUUUCAACUGGAUUAUUAGAAAUCAGAUUAAAUUCAAUAAUAGAUAAUAUAAAAUGAUGCACCCUUCCUCUAAAGGGUUGGGUCAUCACAACCCUGCUACUGGUAUCCCACUUUUGUUGAAAGCUAGAAUUUAGCAAAGAAAUAAGGUGGAAAUGUACUUGGCUGUCCUACAUAACAGCAAGAUUAAAAAUUAGUGAAUUAAUUUAGCCCCAAAAUUAUAUGACUGUGUUAAAAAGGCAACUCCAUUAGAAAUAAAGACACUGGUGAUACUUAUCUGGAAUACUUUGUUAGUUCUCAUUGCCUACGUCCAAGAUCAAUAAAUUAAAACUAAAAUAAUUACAUAAAAUCUCUGCUGGAUGGAUAAGCAAAGCAGGAGGAAUGUCUUCUGCAAAGAGCCAGAGCUUGUUAUCUGAGUCUAAACAAGACAAAAGGGCAGGUCUUUGUUAAGAUAUUCAGUAGGAGGGUUAAAACUGAAAGAAAAUUGCCAUUUAGGCGGAAAGCCAAUGUUUGUACAAGAACAAAAAGGGAGAAAACAAUUAUAAAUACGCUCAAGCUGGAAAUGAGGCAAAAGGCCUGGUCUACUGGAACAAUAUAUUUUGGGACUAUCUUUGAAGAAGAAUGGUGGGGGGAGGAAAGAAUGUUAUUUUAAGCUAAGGUAAUGAACAGUUUUGAAAGUGAAUUCAUCAAAUGCUACCUGUAAUAAUAAAGAAGUAAAUUUUGUGAUCCAGGAAGUUUAUUCUAAUUUUGGGCUUCCUUAAAGCACUCUAAGCUAAGAAAUGGUAGGAAUUUGCAUCCUAUCCUCUGUUUAUUUUAAAGCAUAUGUUUAAAUUGGAGGUACUGUUGUGAAAGCAACAAUAUCUAUUGCAAACUGAUGUAUUUGACAUGUGAAAUCGUUCUGCAUGCAACAAUACAAAAAUAGAGCAUGUUAAAAUGUCUUGUUUUCAGUGGUUAUAAUUUUACUGAAAUCUUAAUGUAGCAGCGAAAAGUUGUCUAAACUUGCAUGUUUAUUGUCUUCUGGAAUUAUUUUGCCAUCUUAUUCCUCUGUACUGAGAUGCUCUGUCUACAGGUUAAAUAAAUGACCUUUUAAAUAGCCAA
This is a messenger RNA of Taeniopygia guttata (zebra finch), 13740 nucleotides long. RefSeq names its product transmembrane O-mannosyltransferase targeting cadherins 3 (gene TMTC3). The record is from RefSeq and is a predicted model, not a curated record. Lineage: Eukaryota; Metazoa; Chordata; Aves; Passeriformes; Estrildidae. Gene Ontology annotation, biological process: protein O-linked glycosylation via mannose. Gene Ontology annotation, molecular function: mannosyltransferase activity; protein binding. Gene Ontology annotation, cellular component: endoplasmic reticulum.